Messenger RNA from Panonychus citri (citrus red mite), 1794 nucleotides. RefSeq names its product fidgetin-like protein 1. The transcript has a single exon. Gene Ontology annotation, molecular function: ATP binding; microtubule severing ATPase activity; ATP hydrolysis activity. The record is from RefSeq and is a predicted model, not a curated record. The coding region runs from base 156 to 1535 and encodes 459 amino acids. Lineage: Eukaryota; Metazoa; Arthropoda; Arachnida; Trombidiformes; Tetranychidae.
AGAAUAGGCUUUUUUUGGAGGUUUAUUGUAACUAAUUUAUUGUUUUUCUUAUUUCAGUUUCUUUGUUGAUUUUGUUUUUUAUUCGAUUUGUUUCCUAAUUAAUUUGAUGAAGUUUCAAUUUGUUUGAUUGGUACGUUGAAAAUUUAGGGUGUUUAAUGUCGGGAAAACCAUUAAUGGAGAAGAAUAAUAAUCCUAACAAGGGUUUUUAUACUGCGAGGGAAAUGUUGGCUCACAUUCACAAGCAGAAGAAAAAUCCUGGUGGUUGGACUAAUCAUCCAAUUUAUAAUAAGAAAUCGAACAACAAUUAUAGUAAUAACAAUAAAAGGAAUCGAGCUGAUGAAUCAGAUGAAGAUAUUGAUAUUGUUGUUGUUCCUCGUGUUGUUAAACCUGAUACUAAUCAUCAAUUGGAAUCUAAACCAGAGAUUGAAACUCAAAUAGUCAAAAAACCUGCAGUUGUGAAACCCUUUGUUCAACCAUGUAAAAAGGCUUUAGGAUCAAAUUCUUCAAAGAUUAUCAGCUCUCAAAAGCCAACUAACGCAUGUGAUGAUGAAGGUGAAGGUAAAGUGUCCAAUGAGGUAAUAGAGAUACUUCAACAUCAGAAGGCGAAAAAUUUGGAUGCCAAGAUUGUCGACAGAAUUUUGAAUGAAAUUAUUGAGAAAACCGAUGGACAAGGUGUUGAUUGGAAAGAUAUUGCUGGACUUAAAACUGCCAAGGAGAGUAUCCGAGAGAUUGUAAUUUUACCAUUGUUAAAACCUCAACUUUUCGUUGGACUUAGAGCUCCUUCAAAAGGUAUUUUAUUAUUUGGACCUCCAGGUACUGGAAAAACUCUGAUUGGUAAAUGUAUUGCCAGUCAAUCUCGAUCAACUUUUUUCUCCAUCUCUGCUUCAUCUUUAACUUCCAAAUGGAUUGGAGAAGGUGAAAAAAUGGUUCGAGCUUUAUUUGCCAUUGCGAGGAUUAAAGCUCCAUCUGUAAUAUUUAUCGAUGAAAUAGAUUCACUUUUAACUCAGCGAAAUGACUCUGAACAUGAAUCUUCUCGUAGAUUGAAAACCGAGUUUCUUGUUCAAUUUGAUGGCCUUACCACUGACCAUGAGGAAAGUCUACUUGUUGUCGGUGCCACUAAUCGACCUCAUGAAUUAGAUGAAGCUGCAAGGCGGCGAUUCAACAGUAGACUUUACAUUCCCCUUCCCAAUAAACAAGCUCGUAGAGAUCUAAUCAAACGAUUAAUAUCUUCGGAAAAACAUACAUUAGAUGAAAAAGAUUUUAAUGAACUUUGUCAACAGACUAAAGGUUAUUCCGGUGCAGAUAUUUGCUGCUUAUGUCGAGAAGCGGCUUAUGGUCCAAUUAGACGAGUGAUGCCAGAUUUGGACAAAUAUGACACGAAAGAAUCACUACCUCCCAUCACAUAUGUAGAUUUCACCGCCGCUUUGGAUACAGUUAAAGCAACCGUAGCUCCAUCCGAUUUACACAAUUACAUCCAAUGGAAUAAACAAUUUGGACGUAAAAAAGAUUAUAGUGAUGAAGAUGAUGAAGACUGAAAAUCGACAAACAACAACAUAAACAUAAACAUCAUCUUACCAAGAAAAUGAAGCAAAAGUUGAUCCAAAUUCUUAUCAAUUUUAUUUUUCAAUCAGUUUAAAUCAUUUGUAUAUUCCCAUGGCAAAAAAUAAGCAAAUUAUUGUAUACACAAUUUAUAUUUUUCUCGAAUACAUUUAACAAUAAAACAAAAUCAGAUGCAGUAACAAAUCAAAUACUCAACUGCAAUCAAAACAAACCAAACUAAAAGUCAACAUUGAA